Molecule: messenger RNA, 2052 nt
Organism: Humulus lupulus (European hop)
Lineage: Eukaryota; Viridiplantae; Streptophyta; Magnoliopsida; Rosales; Cannabaceae
Exons: 3
Coding region: 1-2052 (683 amino acids)
Source: RefSeq, a predicted model, not a curated record
AUGCGACGUCAAGGACCAGCUGCAAGAGUGCCUGUUGAUUCUGAGAUAGAGAAGACUUGUCGGCAAAACAGAAGAAACAAAAGGUUGGAAAGAGUUGUACAAAGGAUUGAGCAAGAGGAAGUUAUGGCCAACAACGGUAAUAAUGGGGGUGUCGUAGAAGACCAGGCUAAUGGUCAGAAUCCACCCGACCGUAGCCUGAGGUACUAUGUGUUGCCAACAAUGGCGGGGGUCCAGUCUUGUAUAAGACCACAUGUUGUAGAUGCAAACAAUUUUGAGAUAAAGCCAGCCAUACAUCAGAUGGUUCAAUCCACAGUCCAGUUUGGGGGACUACCCACUGAAGACCCAAGCAUGCACCUCUCUAACUUCAUGGAGCUCUGUCAGACAUUUAAGAUGAAUGGAGUCACGCUGAAGUUCCUUUCCAAGUUCUUCCAUCCAGCUAAAGCAGCUAAGUUGAGAGGAGAGAUCAAUAAUUUUUCUCAGUUGGAUAAUGAGUCUCUUUAUGAAGCUUGGGAGAGAUUCAAGGAAUUGAUAAGAAAGUGCCCGCAUCACGAAAUAGAGAAAUGGAUGCUAGUCCAUAAUUUUUAUAAUGGGUUGUGUGGUACUACUCGCACACUCAUUGAUGCAGCAGCUGGUGGUGCGUUUAUGAGAAAGAACGCCAAUGAGGCAUAUGACUUGUUGGAGGAAAUGGCCAUGAAUAAUCAGCAGUGGCCAAGUGAAAGAAGCUUUUCAAGGAAAGUGGCCGGUAUGUAUGAAGUGGAUGCAAUUUCGAAGUUGACUGCUCAAGUUGAGGCCUUGACUAAGCAAUUGCAAGGCAAUAUAAUAACAUCUCAAGUGCAACAGGCCCAGACUCUGUGUGAAGUAUGUGGGGGCCCUCAUGCCUAUGAACAGUGUCAGUAUGCUAAUGUAAACAACAUGCCUAUGGAGCAAGCUCAAGCUAUUGGGAAUUUUCCUCGACAAAGCAACAAUAACCCUUAUUCCAAUUCCUUCAAUCAAGGGUGGAGGAAUCAUCCCAAUUUUUCUUGGAAGAAUGAUCAGCAAGGCCAAUCUUCAAACCAACUGCAGCAGCAACAACCUCAACCGCCCACUCAUCAUCAGCAACAACAAAAUUCUGGUGGAAAUUCUAAUGCUCAGUCAGAUGUGUUAAAGCAAUUCAUGGCUGAAACUCGGUCUUCUAUUAGAAAUCUGGAGACCCAAAUGGGACAAUUGGCUACUCCCAUGGCUAAUCGUGCCCAAGGUAACUUGCCUAGCACCACUGAAGUCAAUCCGAAAGAGAAUUGCAAGGCAAUCACGUUAAGAAGUGGGAAGAAUUAUGAGGGACCAAGUGAGAAGCAGCCAGUUGAAGAAGUGGGUCAGGAUCAACAGGCACAGGCACCGGCACAAGAGGAAAAGAAGCACAGUGAGAAAAAGGCUACUGAAGGUAUACCAACAAAAGAAACUUUGCCAUCAAUUAGUAUUGAGCAUCACAUAAAGAUUCCCUACCCCCAAAGGCUCCGUAAGAACAACAUGGACAAGCAGUUUACUAAAUUCCUGGAAGUAUUCAAGAAACUGCACAUCAACAUUCCAUUUGCGGAGGCCUUAGAGCAAAUGUCGAGCUAUGUCAAGUUCAUGAAGGACAUCUUGUCCAAGAAGAGGAAGAUGGAGGACUUUGAAACUGUGGCAUUGACGGAAGAGUGUAGUGCUAUUCUGCAAAAGAAGCUCUCUCCUAAACUGAGAGAUCCUGGGAGUUUCACAAUGCCAUGCACUAUUGGGAGAAUUGAGGGAAUAAAUGCUCUUUGUGAUUUGGGGGCUAGUAUCAACCCAAUGCCAUUGUCAGUUUUCAAGAGAUUGCAACUUGGAGAAGCCAAGCCAACAACUGUAACUUUGCAACUAGUCGAUCGUUCGUUGGCACAUUCAAGAUGGGUAAUUGAAGAUGUCCUUGUCAAAGUGGACAAGUUUAUUUUUCCUGCCGAUUUCAUAGUUCUUGACAUGGAAGAGGAUAGCAAUGUUCCCAUUAUCCUUGGGAGGCCCUUCUUGGCAACAGGACAAGCACUUAUUGAUGUUCAGAAAAGGUGA